GCUGGCCACCGGAGGGGGGCGAACCCACGUCAACCUGUUGUUUGUCCCUUCCCCAUUGAUCUAGUCAGCGCCACAAGGAAGUGCGGCACCCACACGCGCUUGGAAAGUUCAGCAUGCAGGAAGUUUGGGAAGAGCUGGGCGAGUAGCUGGACGGCCCAGGCAGCACAGGGCAGCGCAGACAGAGAAGGCGCGGGUCAGCGCAGCAGAGGUCCACCGGCCCAACCCGGUGGGCUUUAUUUAUUUAUAUAUUUAUUCUGGAACGACGGCUGUCCCUAGGUCGCUGGUCCCAAAUGCACCGACUCAUCUUCAUCUCCAUUCUUGUGUGCGCGAACUUUUGCAGCUAUCGGGACACUUUUGCGACUCCGCAGAGCGCAUCCAUCAAAGCUUUGCGCAAUGCCAACCUCCGGAGAGACGCCAGAGCAACAUGCUGUCCUACUAAGAGACGCUGCCCUUCUUCCGGACAACCAGUCACAGACUGCAAUCUCCAAAAUGAGAGCAAUCACCUCACAGACUUGUACCGAAGAGAGGAGAACAUCCAGGUGACAGGCAAUGGUCACGUGCAGAGUCCUCGAUUCCCCAGCAGCUACCCCCGGAACCUGCUCCUCACAUGGAGGCUCCACUCACAGGAGAAAACACGCAUACAACUGGCCUUUGACCAUCAGUUUGGACUAGAGGAAGCAGAAAAUGACAUCUGUAGGUAUGACUUUGUGGAAGUUGAAGAUAUCUCUGAAACCAGCACUGUGGUUAGAGGAAGGUGGUGUGGUCACAAGGAAAUCCCUCCAAGGAUAACAUCAAGAACAAACCAGAUCAAAAUCACAUUCAAAUCCGAUGACUAUUUUGUGGCAAAACCUGGAUUCAAAAUUUACUAUUCAUUUGUGGAAGAUUUCCAACCUGAAGCAGCCUCAGAUACCAACUGGGAAUCAGUCACAAGCUCUAUCUCUGGGGUGUCCUAUCACUCUCCAUCAGUAACGGACCCCACGCUCACUGCUGAUGCUCUGGACAAAACAAUUGCAGAAUUCGACACUGUAGAAGAUCUACUCAAGCACUUCAAUCCAGAGUCUUGGCAAGAUGAUUUGGAAAAUCUGUAUCUGGACACCCCUCAUUAUAGAGGCAGGUCAUACCAUGACCGGAAGUCCAAAGUGGACCUGGACAGGCUCAAUGAUGAUGUCAAGCGUUACAGUUGCACUCCCAGGAAUCACUCGGUCAAUCUCAGGGAGGAGCUGAAACUGACCAAUGCAGUCUUCUUCCCACGAUGCCUCCUCGUGCAGCGCUGUGGAGGCAACUGCGGUUGUGGAACUGUCAGCUGGAAGUCCUGCACCUGCAGCUCAGGGAAGACGGUGAAGAAGUAUCAUGAGGUAUUAAAGUUUGAGCCUGGCCAUCUCAAGAGAAGGGGCAAAGCUAAGAAUAUGGCUCUCGUAGAUAUCCAGUUGGAUCACCAUGAACGGUGUGACUGUAUCUGCAGCUCAAGACCACCUCGAUAAGACACUGUGCACCUUUUUACAUGAAGCAUGAAAAGACCUUUAGAUUAAGACAUGGUAAGGGACCCUUGUCCCACCCUAAGCAACCAAAAUUGAUUCUCAGAUACAAUGCAGCGAACACAGGUGCAUAUCUCGCUUUGUUAGUGCCAUGGUAAGAAGAAGCAUAUUUCAUCAACUUCUCUAUCCAUAAAUAUAGGAGUUCAUUUAUUAAUAGUAUGUGAAGAUAUGUAUGCAUACCCAGACACAUGUCUAUUUCUAUGUGUGUAAAUAGAUGAAAUGCUUUAUUCAGUAUAUUUACUGAGGUCCAUCAGAGACAAGUGAUUAUAUUAUUACUCAAAAAAUUUGCUAUAAUAAAGAUGUGUCAAACAUAUAAAACAUCUCUUUAAGAAAUUUAGAAUAUAAAUUUCUUUUGA
Molecule: messenger RNA, 1891 nt
Organism: Phodopus roborovskii (desert hamster)
Lineage: Eukaryota; Metazoa; Chordata; Mammalia; Rodentia; Cricetidae
Gene: Pdgfd
Product: platelet derived growth factor D
Exons: 8
Coding region: 291-1481 (396 amino acids)
Biological process (GO): positive regulation of cell migration; positive regulation of protein autophosphorylation; positive regulation of phosphatidylinositol 3-kinase/protein kinase B signal transduction
Cellular component (GO): membrane
Molecular function (GO): growth factor activity; platelet-derived growth factor receptor binding
Source: RefSeq, a predicted model, not a curated record